Ostreococcus tauri is the source of this 519-nucleotide messenger RNA. RefSeq names its product Protein of unknown function DUF3007. The coding region runs from base 1 to 519 and encodes 172 amino acids. The record is from RefSeq and is a predicted model, not a curated record. Lineage: Eukaryota; Viridiplantae; Chlorophyta; Mamiellophyceae; Mamiellales; Bathycoccaceae. The transcript has a single exon.
AUGGCGACGACGACGGUGAUGGCGACGACGACCGCGCGAUGGGCGCCGCGGACGUCCACCGCGGCGCGCGCGCGGGCGUCGAGCUCGAGACGGACGUCACCGACGGAAAAAGGCGCGAGGGUGACGUCGACGCGGGCGACGACGACGCGCGAGCGACGGCGACGGGUGCGCGCGCGCGCGAGCGAGGGCGACGCAAAGGGUGACGUCCCGUUCGGGUACACGCGCGCGGACGUCAUGCUCAUCGGUGGUGGCGUCACCGGCGCUGGAUUCGCGGCGUACUACGGGUUACAGAGCGCGCUCGGAUGGGAGGCGACGCGCGCGGGAAACGCGGUGCAGUUGACGUUCGUGUUCGGGCUCACCGUGGCCUGGGUCGGAUCGUACGUCCUCAGAGUGUUUAACAAGGACAUGACGUACGUGAAGCAGCUGAAGGAUUACGAGGAGGCGGUGAUGCAGAAACGCUUGGAAGAGAUGCCGGCGCAGGAGUUGGAAAAGAUGAUGUCCGACUUGGAGGAGAAGUAA